This is a messenger RNA of Talaromyces rugulosus, 1764 nucleotides long. RefSeq lists its product as uncharacterized. Bases 1 to 1764 code for a protein of 587 amino acids. The transcript is spliced from 3 exons. Gene Ontology annotation, molecular function: copper ion binding; oxidoreductase activity. NCBI's taxonomy places the organism in Eukaryota, Fungi, Ascomycota, Eurotiomycetes, Eurotiales, Trichocomaceae. The record is from RefSeq and is a predicted model, not a curated record.
AUGUUGGCUCUCCUGUUUGUCGGUCUCGCUGUUCUAGCCCAGGCUAAAGACGUACUGUUUGAAAUUACACUCACCUGGAACACGUCGAGUCCUGAUGGAUAUGCGCGAGAGGCCAUCUUAGUCAAUGACUUGAUCCCGGGUCCGCCGCUUUACGUCGAUCAAGGUGAUCAAAUCUACUUCGUUGUCUGGAACCUGAUGCCGUUCAACACUACUAUCCACUUUCACGGAAUUGAACAAGUCAACACACCUUGGUCAGACGGUGUCCCCGGGCUCGCACAGCGUCCAAUUCAACCUGGUGCGGGAUUUCUGUAUGAAUGGAAUGCGAAUGAAUAUGGAAGUUAUUUCUACCAUUGCCAUGCACAGGGACAGGUCGAUGAUGGCUGCUAUGGGGCAAUCCACGUCCGAGCUUUAGAGGAGGUCGCCCGUCCCUUUAGCCUUAUCACGAACGAUUCGCAGGAAAUGGCUUCCAUCACUAAAGCGGAGAAAAGAAGUAGUCCCAUUAUUUUGUCUGACUGGACGCACUUGACGUCGACACAGCGCUGGAAAGCUGAAGUGGCCGCUGGCCGUGAUUCCCCCUGCACCAAUUCGAUUCUCAUCAACGGAAAGGGCUCCGCCGUCUGCUUGAGCCAGGCCGAGAUCAAUUCCAGCAUGACUCCAAGAAUGUGGACCGUGACUGGCGGGGUCCCGUAUACAGAUAUGGCAUGUCUACCUCCGCAGCUGGCUGUUGGCCAAGGCAACUUUCCGCACAAUCUCAGUGCUGCGCCGCAAGGAUUGUGGUUUGGCUGCCAGGCCUCCACAGGAUUCGCUGAAGUCCUGAAUGUUGAUGCUAAAACACAGUAUGUGAGCUACGACGUGAUCUCCGCGGCUAGUACAUCCACUUUUAUCUUCUCCAUCGACGAACACCCAGUGUGGGUGUAUGCGGUUGAUGGCCGAUACGUUACGCCGACUUUAGCUGAUGCAUUCACGAUAAGCAACGGUCAGCGAUUUUCGAUCCUGGUCAAGCUGGAUAAACCAGCCGCAUUGUAUAAUAUCCGCACGGUUGUCAGUGGACUCAACCAAAUUAUGGAGGCUACCUCUUAUUUAUCAUAUGCUGGAAGAUUAAAGCCAAAUUCCUCCUCACAGCCGUACAUCACGUUGAAUGGAACUGCCUUGACCUCGGAGACCGUGUUCUGGGAAGAGACUGCAGCAAUACCUUUCCCGCCUGUUGCCCCUUCUCUGACGUCGGAUGAGACGUAUAUCUUGCCUAUCGCUCGGUACAAAGCUUCAUACAAUUGGACACUGGGCAUUACCCAAUACCCAACCUUCCAGGCGGGGGGAGAUGAGCCGUUACUGUUUAAUCUCAACGCGCAGGGCUCCUCCAGCCCGUGGGAAAUCCGCACCCAGAAUGGAUCAUGGGUUGAUCUGGUUAUUGUCACCGAAGGCGUCGCAUCGCCACACCCGAUUCACAAACAUUCUAAUAAAUACUUUGUUAUUGGUAAGGGAACCGGGCUAUGGAAUUAUUCGUCCGUUGCAGACGCAAUUUCCGCCCAGCCAUCAAGUUUCAACCUCGUCAAUCCGCCGAUGCGAGACACGUACUCCACUCCGGCGGCGGCUGGGAACGGAUCGUGGCUUGUUCUGCGCUAUCAAGUUGUUAAUCCGGGGGCAUUUCUCCUGCACUGCCAUAUUCAGUCUCAUCUUGAUGGCGGAAUGGCGAUCGAUUUACUGGAUGGGAUAAAUAAGUGGCCCGCCGUGCCAGCCAGCUAUUUGCAUUCCAAUGGGUUUUGA